ACAUGUGCACGGUCAGUGAAUAAUAAAUAAUUAAAAAGAAAUAAAAAUGCCUCGAAGAAAAGUAGAUCCUGGUUUCAGUGAAGCUCGAUCAGAUAAUUUACCACGAGUUGAUGCUUUUAUGGUCGCAUCCUACUUAGCUACAAACUCCGAUUUUGUAUCAGCAGAAAUGCAAGGAGCAAAAGCUAACCUAUCUGGGAGAAAAUCAUAUGGAGAUGCUGCUAUUGAAUUCGUACAACUAAAACUUCAUGGAUCAGAAUGUACUCUUAAAUGUCUUAUUUGUCCUGAGCACAGAGUACACAAUAAAUCAUAUCGAGUGACUCUCGUUUUAGACAUUGUUGAGGAAGAGAUUUUGUCUAUCCAGUGUCAUGAUUGUGCCGCAUCGUCAGGUGGAUGCAAGCACUCGAUCGCUUUCAUAAUGUGGUUACACAGGAGAUCGGAAGAACCUUCACCGACAGAUAUUGAAUGUUAUUGGCGAAAAUCAGUUCUAUCUCAAGUUGGAUCAUCAAUAAAAUUUAUUAUGGUAAAAGAUUUUGCCUCUAAUAAAGAAGUUACUGCUGUGAAUAAACCUUUUAAUACAUUAGAAGAAUUUGUAAAAAAAACAAAUCAAAAAACUGUACAGAGUCAAAUUUUAAAAUACUUCAAUGAUGUAAAUAACGAGCAAAGUCUUUCGAUCCAUAAUUUAUUAGUAAAUUUUAUUAAUAAAGCAGGAACAUCUUAUGAGGAAUUUGUAACAUUCAGUAAAAGUCGAAUGUCGAAAGAUUUGUGUGAACGUAUUGAAAAAAUCACUCAGGAUCAAGCAAACUGUGAGCUCUGGUUUACAUUGCGAUACGGGCGAAUUACUGCAUCAAAAGCAUAUGAAGCAUCACGUUGUAAUACACCGGAUGGAGUUCUAGUGGAGUUGCUAGUUGGUGGUAAAAAAUUGCGGAGUACAAAAGCUAUGGAACGAGGCAAAGAAUUAGAAGCGAUGGUUUUACAACAAGUUGAACAGAAGAUGAAAAAACAGUUUAAAAAAUGUGGUUUAUUUUUAUCUGAAAAAUAUCCUUAUCUGGGAGCCUCGCCUGAUGCUAUUGAAGACGAAUUUGUUAUUGAAAUUAAAUGCCCAACGUCUGACAAAAGUGCUCGUACAUAUAUUGAUACUAAUAAUUAUGAUAAAGUAUCCAUGAAAUAUAUAACGCAAAUGCAAAUGCAAAUGCUUUUUGUNCUAUGGAACGAGGCAAAGAAUUAG
Molecule: messenger RNA, 1225 nt
Organism: Diachasma alloeum
Lineage: Eukaryota; Metazoa; Arthropoda; Insecta; Hymenoptera; Braconidae
Exons: 3
Coding region: 47-1225 (392 amino acids)
Source: RefSeq, a predicted model, not a curated record